Molecule: messenger RNA, 886 nt
Organism: Rubroshorea leprosula
Lineage: Eukaryota; Viridiplantae; Streptophyta; Magnoliopsida; Malvales; Dipterocarpaceae
Source: the annotation of a GenBank genome assembly
ACUUGUAGAGGGUCUCACAAAUGUACAAAACUUGGAACUUUAUCAUACCACAAUCUGAUAUAACAAAAUCUGAAGACAAAGUUAUAAAAUUUGCUCUGAUAUCAUAAAAUCUCUAAAUAAAAUCUAACUUACAAGAUCAAGAUUUAUAUCUAAAACCUAUGUUCAAUUUAUAAGAUGGCUAGCCUUCUAACUCGUCACUCCCCCCGUUUUUCCCUGUCUUUGAUUUCGCUUCCUUAAAUGGUGGACAAAGAAAAACUAUGAGAUAACUCAGUAAGUAAAUAUGGAUAGCCCUUAAUUAAACUUAUAGCAUGCUAACCAGUAUAAUCACGAAAAACGGAUACAGUACGGGAAUGAAAUAGACGUCUCCUCUAUAGGUCAUGACCAGUGUUAUAAACCUCCCACUGGCAGGCACACGAUUUACUAGUGUAUAAUCUCACUAGCAGGAUAACAGUCACAUAAACGAACCGGUUCUAUCGGUAACAUGUCGACAUGUGCUAGCGUUUAUAAAUCUCCCACUAGCGGGGGCACGAACAAUCUAACCAUAUCGGAGACAAAACAGGCAAAAGUUAACAGGAAAAUCAUAAUUCACAAAUCAUUUUCAGAUCAUCAGGGCAGUUAAGUAAACUCCAAGAAGGCAUGCUCAAGUCAAUAAAAAGAAUAAUAAUUUUAUUUCAAAUCAAUCAUACUUGUGUAAAACGGGUUUAGUCCCGCCACCACUUCAAAAACAAGUUAAAAUGUGCUUUAAAAUCGGAGGGCGUUACCAUAAUUUACUUACCUCAAAUCACGUAACACAGAAAAUUCACUUCAAGUGUUAGGGUGACAGAACAAUCAAGAACAUAACCAAAAUAUUCAAAAAUUAAUAUCCAUAUAAAAACUACUUAGUUAA